This is a messenger RNA of Argiope bruennichi, 805 nucleotides long. RefSeq names its product cuticle protein 10.9-like. NCBI's taxonomy places the organism in Eukaryota, Metazoa, Arthropoda, Arachnida, Araneae, Araneidae. Gene Ontology annotation, molecular function: structural constituent of chitin-based larval cuticle. The coding region runs from base 36 to 428 and encodes 130 amino acids. The record is from RefSeq and is a predicted model, not a curated record. Gene Ontology annotation, cellular component: chitin-based extracellular matrix. The transcript is spliced from 4 exons.
UGCAUAUCGCGCUCCUUACAAAGGAUAAAUUAGCAAUGCUUUCGGUUAAGAUCUUCCUUUUUGCCUUUCUGUUGACUGCAGCAUAUGCAGAUGAAGAUUUCGGAUAUGAUCAUAGUUACGAAGAAGAUUCUAAAGAACAAGAAAAGCCUUACCACUUUGGCUACGAGAUCGAAGACGCCAAUGGCAAACAACACCGCCACGAACACAAGGACCCUGAUGGUACCAUUAGGGGCAGCUAUGGAUUCGUCGAUGAUCACGGAGUCCACAGGGAAGUUCACUACGUUGCAGACGAUUUCGGAUUCAGGGCACAGGUGGUGACCAACGAGAAAGGCACUGAGAGCCAACAUCCAGCAGAUGUGCAUUUGCAUUCUUUAUAUUCUCCCCAUAAGGAUGUUUACGUUAAUGAACAGGAAGGACACCGUUACUGAGAUAUAUCUUCAAAUAUGAAACAAAUAUGAGUUACUUGGAGCUGCUGUAAACGAAGCUUGCGCCAAACUAUAGAAGCUGCCAAAACAUUGAAAGACACGAAGAAAUUCUAUAGAAGGGAGUUUCUUUUCAGAGAAGUGGAGGUCACUGAUUCAUGCUCAAAAUAUCAUCUGUUUUAUAAACUUCAUUUCUUAAAUUAACUACUAAAUCUAGACAUUAUUUGCGAAGUAUUCAUAUAUUAAUUUCUUUUAAUAGAAAUUUUGAUUUUCCGGAUAAAUUUAUAAGGUUUAUUUCUAUUAGUAAUUUUUUUAAAGAAUAGAAUUUUAUCAUAUGCAGAAUCUAAAAAAAUUAUCAUUAAAAGAAAGUUUAAGGAAAUUCA